Molecule: messenger RNA, 3141 nt
Organism: Phyllopteryx taeniolatus (common seadragon)
Lineage: Eukaryota; Metazoa; Chordata; Actinopteri; Syngnathiformes; Syngnathidae
Gene: msh5
Product: mutS homolog 5
Exons: 25
Coding region: 165-2597 (810 amino acids)
Biological process (GO): chiasma assembly; mismatch repair
Cellular component (GO): nucleus
Molecular function (GO): mismatched DNA binding; ATP-dependent DNA damage sensor activity; ATP binding
Source: RefSeq, a predicted model, not a curated record
GACAACCAUGAGAAGUGCCGUAAAGCGGCCCUUCCGUGCGACACAUUUGAAUGUUAGCUCUUAGCCAAGCUAAACAGCAACACAAUAUGAACAAUAUUUUCGCUUUUCCCACAACGCUACGUGAUUAACGCUGACAUUUAUCUGAAAGUUCACAAUAUUUGUCAAUGGCGGCGAUGGACGAGGUGGGGGGAGGGAGAGGUGCCAUCUUUGCUUCCACAGAGGAAGAGGAAGACUCAACUGAGAUUUUAUUGAGUGUUUUGGCACAACAGGACCAAGUGGGCCUCUGCUUCUAUGACAGCAAAGACUCGUCGGUUCACUACAUGGUGGAUACGCCAGAUAACCACGAGCUACACCUGCUGGCCAGAGUCAUCCAGGAGAUUUGUCCUCAAGUGAUUAUCACCAGUGCAAAGCAGGAGCGCUGCAUGACCCGCUUCCUGCUCCAGCUCGGUUCAAACCCGGACUACAAACCCGAGGUGGUUUUUUAUCCAUAUCUUGACUUUGGUCUGGAAGUCAGUAGGACGAGGCUGGUUUCAGCCCAUCUGCCUUUCCUCCCCGCCUCCAUCUCUGAGAGAGACAAGAUGGCCUAUCUCGCCUCCUGUAUCUCCUUUGACGCGCCCCUCACGCUGAGGGCAUUGGGCGGUCUUCUCAAAUGUCUGGACCGGAGGAGAGUAGGAGUUGAGCUGGAAGACAGCAGUGUUGCCGUUCCUAUUAUGAACUUCAAUGCCUACACACUUAAGGGUGUGGUGUACAUCGACAGGGAAGCAUACAGUGUUCUGCAGAUCUUCAAAUCAGAGCGUCACCCAUCAGUGUAUAAGCUCCAUUCGGGCGAAAAAGAAGGAUUGAGUCUUUACGGAAUAUUGAACUGCUGCAGUUGCAAGUUUGGAUCCCGACUGCUACGUCAGUGGUUCCUGCGGCCAACAGUGGACCUCGCUGUGUUACGCAGGAGACAGGAAGUGAUCCGCUUCUUCACGUCACCUCGGAAUUCAGACUCCUUGAACACUUUGCGGAUGUCGCUACGUAACAUCAGAAACAUCCCAACUCUUCUGCGCAGGAUGUCUCUCUCACAUACCAAAGUGACAGACUGGCAGAGUCUCUACAAGACGGUGUACAGUGCAGUAUGUGUCAGAGAUACGGUACGCCACCUUCCUCAGUCCAUUCAGCUUUUCCGGGACAUCAGCGAAGGCCUCUCUGAUGACCUCCACCACGUCGCCUCUCUCAUCAGCCGCGUGGUGGACUUUGAAUCCAGCGUGGCCGAGAACCGCUUCACCAUCAAACCAAACAUAGAUCCGGCAAUCGAUGAGAAGAAAAGGCAGAUGGCGGGCUUGUCUCACUUCCUGACGGAUGUUGCGAGAAGAGAGCUGGCGCACCUGGAUGCCAGAAUCCCCUCCUGCUGCGUCAUCUACAUCCCUCUGAUUGGGUUCCUGCUCUCUAUCCCUCGGCAGGCUAACAUGGUGGAGAAAGAGGACUUUGAGAUGGUGGGGCUCGAGUUCAUGUUUCUAUCAGAGGAUCGCCUGCACUACAGAAGCCAGAGGACCAAGGAACUUGACAGCCUUCUGGGAGAUUUGCACUGCGACGUUCGAGACAUGGAGACAACUGUCAUGACUCAGCUGCAGAACGCCAUCCUGGAGAGGAGCGCUGCCCUGUAUAAAGUUCUGGACCUGGCCGCAGAGCUGGACUGUCUGAUGGCGUUGAGCAAAGCCUCCCAAGAGUACGGCUACACCUCACCCAAGCUCGUCAGCCGCAAGGCAAUAUCCAUCACUCAGGGCAGACACCCGCUGUUGGAGGUGUGUUCUCCUGUGUUUGUGGCCAACUCCUUUGAGAGCUAUGAGUCACAGGGUAGAAUCAAGAUCAUCACUGGGCCCAACUCAUCCGGAAAGAGCAUCUACCUCAAGCAGGUCGGUCUGAUUGUGUUCAUGGCUCUCAUUGGCUCCGACGUGCCUGCCAAGGGCGCCGAGAUAGGCCUGGUGGACGCAAUAUUUACCUGCAUGCCGGGCAGAGAGUCUGUGUCUGUGGGCCUCAGCACCUUUAUGAUUGACCUAAACCAGAUGUCCCAGGCAGUCAACAGCAGCACGGGCGGCUCAUUAGUCCUCGUCGAUGAAUUUGGAAAAGGGACAAACACUGUGGAUGGCUUGUCCUUGCUGGCCGCGACCAUCUCUCACUGGCUGAGGAAAGCUCCAGUGGACGUUCCUCACAUCCUGCUGGCCACUAACUUUUACAGUUUGCUUCAGCCGGGUCUAUUACCCACUUCCAGCCUGCUGUCUCUCCUGACUCUAGACACAGCGGUAGAUGGGGAUGAGUUGGUUUUCCUUUACCAAUUGAAGGAAGGCGUCUGCCGGUCCAGUUACGCCGCCAACGUGGCUCGGCUGGCCGGCUUGCCUGCCAACCUCGUACAGAGAGGGCUGGAAGUGUCUGAGCUUUACAGGACGGGAAGAGCCGUCCAACGUAUUGACAGCGUGUCGUCAGAUGAGCAGGCCAAUAGAUACAAGGCUUUGGUGGAGAGAUUUAUGAGCCUCGACCUGGAUGAUGACAGUCUGGAUGUGCAGCGCUUCAUGAAAGAGGAGGUUCUGCCCUUUGCUGGACAGCUGCAGGACACCUGAACUGUUCGGCUCCGUCACCAAAUAAGGUUCCAAAAUACUGGACAACAAUUCUGAUGCUUUGUACUUACUGUUCAUUUGGUUAACAUACAAAUUUUGAAUUUGUUGUACUGAAGCACAUGUUUUUCCACCACAUUGACUUGAGUGCGUCGGUUUCUGAACUUGGGUGCUUUUAUUGGUUAUCCUUUAGCCCAGGGGUCGGGAACCUACAGUCCACAUUUUAUCUGGUCCACCAUGUAGUUCUAAAAACCAAUAAAACCUGAAAGGAAUUGCUUUGAAAAAUCCCCACAGAUGCUCAUAUACAAAUGAAACGUUUUUGAUUGUCGCAUAUUUACUUUCAUAAAUUUAUUGUGGGCCUUGAUAAGGUUCCCCACCGCUGCUUUCGUCAGAUGAAGUGGUUACAAAAUAGAGACAAAUGUAUCUGCCAAAAGUAUGUUUUUAUAUUUGUUUUGCAACUGUCCAUGCAAAUACCUGUGUCACUGGUGAUUUGUUAUCUUCCCCCCAUAUUGGCAGCACACACACACAAUGAAUAAACGUUGGCUUCUCA